Crotalus tigris (Tiger rattlesnake) is the source of this 4177-nucleotide messenger RNA. It is a transcript of the gene PDIK1L, whose product is annotated as PDLIM1 interacting kinase 1 like. Gene Ontology annotation, biological process: protein phosphorylation. Gene Ontology annotation, molecular function: ATP binding; protein kinase activity. Lineage: Eukaryota; Metazoa; Chordata; Lepidosauria; Squamata; Viperidae. The record is from RefSeq and is a predicted model, not a curated record. The transcript has 3 exons. The coding region runs from base 460 to 1485 and encodes 341 amino acids.
GCCGCGUUCGGGAGGCCGGGGCGCGCCAGGGCGGCGAGGACGCCUUUUGACAGGCCCGGAGAGCACGGCGAGCGGCUGGUGCGCGCCCCUGACCUGCGCCUAUGGAGGCUGCAGCGAGCGGCCCGGCCCUUGGGCGCCCGUGUCUCCGGCCUUGGUGCUGCGGGCGAGGCUUUCGCUACCACGGCCGCCUGCUUUCCCGCGCCCGGCGGGUCGCUGCGGGAGGCCGUCUGUGUCCCAAUACAGAAGCACCCGCCGUGGCUGUCCAACCCCGGCCCGUUCACACCUAGCUUGACGCCGGGCUGUCGAGUCCGGUGCAGCGGUGGAGAAUGAGGCCGGCCGGGGACGCUCUUCGCGGCUGCAGCCGGCCAAGCGCUUGGGAGCCACCCGCGGUGGCGGCGGCGGCGGCGGCGACCGAGGGCGAGCCCGGGGCCAAAGGUCGACGACACCUUGACCUUGAAGAUGGUGAGUAGCCAGCCAAAAUACGAUCUAAUAAGAGAGGUUGGUCAUGGCAGCUAUGGUGUGGUAUAUGAAGCAGUUGUAAGGAAAACCUCUGCGCGUGUUGCAGUGAAGAAAAUUCGAUGUCAUGCUCCAGAGAAUGUAGAAUUAGCCUUGCGUGAGUUCUGGGCACUUAGUAGUAUUAAAAGCCAACACCCAAAUGUAAUCCACUUGGAGGAAUGCAUAUUGCAAAAAGACGGCAUGGUUCAGAAGAUGUCCCAUGGUUCCAGUUCUUCACUUUAUUUACAGCUUGUAGAGACCUCCUUGAAAGGUGAAAUUGCCUUUGAUCCCAGAAGUGCCUACUAUCUUUGGUUUGUGAUGGAUUUUUGUGAUGGAGGUGAUAUGAAUGAAUACCUCCUAUCCCGAAAGCCCAGCCGUAAGACCAACACUAGUUUUAUGCUUCAGCUCAGCAGCGCCCUGGCUUUUCUGCACAAAAAUCAGAUCAUUCACCGUGACCUCAAGCCUGACAACAUCUUGAUCUCUCAAAGCAGGAUGGAUGCUAGUGACUUGGAACCUACUUUGAAAGUAGCAGACUUUGGCCUAAGCAAGGUUUGUUCAGCAUCAGGACAAAAUCCUGAAGAGCCUGUGAAUGUAAAUAAAUGUUUUCUGUCUACAGCUUGUGGCACAGACUUCUACAUGGCUCCUGAAGUUUGGGAAGGUCAUUACACUGCCAAAGCAGACAUUUUUGCAUUGGGGAUUAUAAUCUGGGCAAUGUUAGAAAGGAUCACUUUCAUAGACACAGAGACGAAGAAAGAACUCUUGGGCAGUUACGUGAAACAAGGGACUGAGAUUGUACCCGUUGGAGAGGCAUUGCUGGAAAAUCCAAAAAUGGAACUACUCAUACCUGUUAAGAAAAAGAAAAUGAACGCUUGCAUGAAACAGCUGAUUAAGGAAAUGCUUUCUGCUAACCCACAAGACCGGCCAGAUGCUUUUGAACUAGAACUCCGGUUAGUCAAAAUUGCUUUUAAAGACAGCAGUUGGGACACGUGACCUGUGAAGAAGUACUUUGCCUUUUUGGCAGGAAUGUGUAUAACAAUGGUGCAGCAUUUUAAAGAAGCAAAAAAACCAGACUAAUUCACCUUUUAAGUGUCAGGGUUCCAUAUCUUUUCCCCACUGCAUUUCUCUUUAUUUUUGUAAGCUAAGCAAAAGGUUGUUCUUGUUUCAGUAUCCAAAUAUGUAUAUUCCCAAACUACAUCUAUAACAAGCUUUCCAUCUUGUCAGGACAAUUAACAAGUUAGGCAAUGGUUUUCUAGAAAUACUUUAUGGAAUAUUUCAAACAUUCCAAUUUCUUACUGUAGAAUCUUGAAUGUCCUUGAAGGAGAAGACUUGCGUGCUGGUAAUGCAAAUCAUCAGUCAACUUUGUAGAGUAAAUGUGUAUAUAUUUAUGUCACUAUGGGUGAUGUAACCCCUUCCAGUAUGGAAAAGAUAUGUCCCAAAUUUAUAGAAUUCAUAGAAUUGAAUGAUUGUGACACAUUCUUUGAUACGCCAGUUUCUGUGUCCAUUCCUUUUUCUUCCCCAUAAAACAAUGUGAUGAGACAAAUUGAGGUCUACAAUAUGAUGCACAAGAAACCUCUGAUUCAAGCACUGUAGGAAAAAUUUUAGUUUUGAAGAUUGCGUUUGUUCGGAAGGUUGUAUUAAAUAUGCUGAUGGCUCAUUCCAGUUGAGGUGCCAACACUUUGCCGUGAUACAUUUAGCUAUAUUUUUCAAGAAUAACCAAAUGAUUAUUUGGUAGACCCACAGUUACUGGUCACACCUAUAUUUUGUAUUUGAUUUUCAGUCUUAUUUUAAUUCAGGAUUUUUUAAAAACUAGCUUUGUUUUUUUUUAAAAAGGAAGAUUUUUCUGAAAAUCUUCAACUAUGGUACCCUCAAGAUUUAGUUUGUUGUCUGGCUGAGAUCCAUUACUUCUGUUCCCCAUACAGUUUGGGUGAAAAUUAUAGAAAGUUGGCCACUGUUUUCCUAACACAUGUACAGACAGAGGCACGUAUAAGUAGUUGAACCAGAAGCCUAAAUGUUCAUUCCGCUAUUGUUGUGCCAUACUGAUGGUCCAUUAGUACUGUCGUCACUGUACUGGAUCAUAACUGGAGCCUGUACUGCUAAAGUGAAUCUUUCCCUGUUUUUGUUUUCCUCUGAAGCACUCAGCAACCUGCUUCUCUUCCAAGUUACUGACUUGCAGGUUGCAGCAUUUUGUUCAUACAUACAAUUAAAAAGAAUUGCAAACCUGGUGCAAAUGAAAACUCAAUUUAUGAGUAAAUUGAGAGGACAUAGUGUAUUAUAUGUCUUCAUUUUGUUGUCAAGAACUUUUUAUUGUACAGGUUGAAACUGUCCUGGUGCCAUCGGCUACAGCACAGAAACCAGAAAGUGAAUUGCCCUAUGUUUUCUUACAAGAAGCACUGUAGAAAUUAUAUUUUAAAAUCCUUGUUUGAUAUGCCUAGAAUCUGAAAAGUAGAUAAGAAAAGGUAUUUGUUUAUUCCUUAGCUGCUAUGUCCACAUUAAACAAGGGGACAUUCAAGGGAAUAUAUUUCUAAAACUUGAAAAAUACAUGUUUUUUUUGUUCAGUGUAGUUAUCAGUCAUGUAGUAUAAUCCUUUGCUUGCUAAUAGGAAGGAAGUCUCACAGAGUUUAGUGAGGUAAGUGUGCAUAGGAUUGUUAGUUUAAUAAGUAUGCAUAGGAUUGUUACUUUAAUAAUUGAUACAGUUUUGGAAAAAAUCAAAUUAAAAAUCUUCGCUAAAAUAACAUUUAAAGAAAUGUCACAUUAACACAGAUAUAUUUUAAGAGAAUUUCAAUGGGAUAGCAUAUGUCUGGCUUGCAGUGCUAAAUUGUUUUAGCUGAAGAUCCAGGUAAUGUCCGUCCUUUAACUGAGAGUAUAAGACAAGGGCUCAACUUACAUACUUUUAGAAUAUCAGUGUUUCAAAGUAAACAAACGUCUUCAUUCUUUAAAGCACCAUUUGUGCCUUUAGAGACAAGAUUGCAUUGCAUAUAGGAUGACUUCUGUGGUUAUCCUGUGCUUAAUGACAUUGUAUCUCCCAUCAGCUGAACAAUUACAUAAUAUUUGUGUUAAACAGAAAGAAUAUGAGUGCAGGAUCUUGACAGUCCUUGUGUAUUAGAAAAACCAGGAACUCUCAGUCAUAUAUGUCCUAACUAGUCUGAUUACUACAUACAGUUUCUUGGCACUUAACAAGUCUUUCAGGUUUUGGAUAUAUUAUUUGGUGUACCUUUUAGUGCUGUACAGAAUCUACAAAUAGAGUGAAUUACAAUAUUGCCCAGUAACACAGUUAAUUUUAAAAGUGCACUUGUUUCUUAUUUUAAAAGUUGGGGAAACUUCCCUGGUCACUUCUAUUCAUGGUGCUUAGUAUGUUGGCAUUGAAUGCCAACUUGAUUGUUCCAUUUAUUACCUACUGAAUAAUUAUCCCUUAAAAUCUCUGUGUGAUUUUUGUUGUUGCUUGUGUUUGGUUUGAUUUCCUGUAAGUCUUUGAAACCAAUAGUAGCAGUUACAGAACAAUCCACCAGCGUAACAUAAAAGAAAAAAAAAAACUCAUCAGCACUUCAAAAGAGAGGAGUUUCAAAGCCUUCUCUAAAUUGUAAAUUUUAUUUUGUGAAAAAUUUAUUAAGGGAGAAAUUAUUGUGUAAUUUAUUGAGUUCAUGACUUUUUUUAAAAAAAAUAAAAGUCUGAAUUGACCCAUGAA